Messenger RNA from Arachis duranensis, 1336 nucleotides. RefSeq lists its product as uncharacterized. The coding region runs from base 332 to 1213 and encodes 293 amino acids. The record is from RefSeq and is a predicted model, not a curated record. NCBI's taxonomy places the organism in Eukaryota, Viridiplantae, Streptophyta, Magnoliopsida, Fabales, Fabaceae. The transcript has 5 exons.
CAAAGGGUCACUUUAUUAAAUAAUGUUCACAUUCACAGUUUCACGCACCGUUCUCAAAAAAACAAAUAAUAUAUUAUCAACAAAAUUUAUUAUUUUUUAUUAACACAUUAAAAAUAUAAUCCUAAUAUUUCUCUACUUAAUAAAAUACGAAAGAAUGGAGAAAUUUACCGUCAUUGUUUGUCCAUGCCAAAAAAAAAAAAAAACUCAUUAUUUCUGAUAAAAAAGAAUGAAUGGAAACCACUGAAGGAAGAUUACCAAGAAGGAUCUUCGGCAAAGCGCGUCUAUCUAUCUAUCUAUCAUCAAGUUUAGAAUAGCUCAUUUGGUUGGGGCAAUGGCAUUUGUUAGCAACGGAAUUGGACUAAUCAAGAUGGAUAAUGGAGUUGAAAGAGAAGAGGAACAAGGGAUGCAAUCUCACAAGAACUCAAGUGAAACGAUAUCGCCGGCAGAGGUUGAAAUUCAGGUAUGUAAUCCAUCAGAUGAAGAGCCUGCUGGCAAUAAUAACACAAUGCUAAAGGAGAAGAGUAACAGUAUAUUGUUCCGCAUGAUAAUUCUCCUUUUGAUGGAGUUGUAUCAACGAUAUCGUUACGAAGUCCUCAAAGAAGGCUUUAUCAAUGGGGCAAACAAGAAAAAGCAACAAGAGGGUGUUGAUGAUCAUCAGAAGCUGAUCUUUCGAUCGCACGUAUACCAGAAAGUGAUUGCUAUUCCUUCUGCACUCCGGCUUGCUCUGCUCACCUACUGCGCUAUGUUCCUCAGAGAUGUAGUCAAUCAAUUGGCUCCAUUCCAAGUCCAAUACAGAGGAAACUCACAACACCUCCUCCUAAGUUGCUCUGAAGCAUUUUUCAUGUUCUUUCCAGAGAUAGCACAGAUCACAAUCUUCGCCAUAUGCUGUGUUGUGCUCAUUCUUCUCGUUCUCCCCCUCCAUAUUGAGCUGCAGAUUUUCAUUGUCAUGUUCCUGGUGGUACCUGCAUCGCUCUCCUAUUUCCCUGAAAUGGGUCGUAGAGCUUCCGGGGUUCAUGUUGAGUGCGCCACAUUCAAGGCUUCGCUUAUAAGGUUCGUUAUCUUAUUUGCCCUUGGUUUCUCUCUGAUUCUUGGUUUGGUGAUAUUGGCGGCCCUUUAUAUAAGCUGGAGAAAGAUAUUUGAAAGAAGAGGACCGGGGAGAAAGAAGAAGCAAGAGAACGUUAAACUCGGUGAUCUGUUAGAAGCUGUGGCUUAAUAAUUUACGUCAGACUCAUUGGAUCCAUUAUAAAAGAUGAUACAGUAUUAUGUUCUGUUUUAUGCUACUUUGGAACUGUUGUGGAAUAAUAUGGUUUACUCUUUACUGGUUUCUUCCACAGUA